UAAAUCGAUUUUUCUUGAUUUUUACGAGAAAAUUCGGAAAUAGCAGUACAUAUUUUACGGAAAAGUGAUAAAAUCCGAGAUGGCCACCGAUGUGGAGCCGGCGGCGAAUACGGCAGACAAGUUUUCCGCCAAUGCCGAGGAGCUGGAGAGCUAUUAUUUGAUGCUGGAGGCGGGAAACAUACCGGAGCUGCAGUGGCAAUUUCCCGGACGUAGGGCUCCAUCGCCGGAGGCAGCAUCCGGCGGAAAUAGCAAGGAACUGGAGCAGGCCACCGAUGCCAUUGAGCAGGAACCCCAAAAGGCCAACGAUUUCGACUUCAGCGACGAGGUGGCCCCCACCCAAAUGCGCGUCCGCAGCCAGACCUCCACGCCCAAGUCGGCCAAAAAGAAGACGGCCAACUUCGCCGGCGUCAUGGAGACGCUGAAGAAGAAGAACGCGGAGAGCUCCUAGCACCCGCCAAAAUUCUGAUGCUGAUCUGGAAAUCCAAGGAAUCCGUAUACAGAUCGCUAUGAGGAUGGGAAUCUCCAAAUGGAGAGCGCCAGGAGCUCAAACAUAGCUCUAUACUCUAUAAUAACCUAGUUUGUAAGCGUUCAAAGGGCAGAAUUCCGAUGCAGACCAGUCUGGGGAUCACUUUACAUUAAUUUAGUUGAGUAAAAACAAGCUAAAUUCUAUUUUUAGUUGGGAAAAACAUUGUCUAACUCAGUAAAUCGCAGAUAAAGAGUGUAACCCUUAAAGGUUCUUGCGAUUUCGCCAUAUAUAGUUAAGAUCUACGAGUAAUCACCACUCAACAAGUUGGUCUAGAUAUUUAUAUAUAAUACAACUACUACAAGAUCUACAAGUAAUUACCACUCAACAAGUUGGUCUAGAUAUUUAUAUAUAAUAUAACUACUACCUUGUCAUAAGACUAGCUUGUAAGAACUUUCAUUUACCAUUUAAUAGUUCAGUUUUCCAUUAGAGAGCAAGUACUGGUGCACAGUAUCUUGCAAGCGAGGCAGCCUAUUCCUUAGAAUUAAUGCACUAAUAAAUAAGAGUAGUUUAAGUAGCCGUAAGAAGUUCAUCUAGCAUUUUAUAUAGUUAAAAUAGGUAUAAUAAUGCAUUUAGAACUUACUUUUGUGUUCCAUUUGAAACUUCAUUUCUUACUCAUUCGUUUAUGGCAAUAUUCUUGUUAAUAUUGCCUAAUAACCGCCGUUUGAAGAUUAGCCUAUUUAGGAUAUACGUGAACCACCUUCUUUAAGGUAGUUCAUAGUUAAUUAAUCAUAACGAUUUUAAAAUAGGCAGGUCAAGAUAGGUUAAAAUCUGUAUAUAUAAUGAAUAAAAACUGAAUUUCACAAAAA
Molecule: messenger RNA, 1332 nt
Organism: Drosophila subpulchrella
Lineage: Eukaryota; Metazoa; Arthropoda; Insecta; Diptera; Drosophilidae
Gene: Pa1
Exons: 2
Coding region: 80-448 (122 amino acids)
Source: RefSeq, a predicted model, not a curated record